AUGGCCGACUCAAAGCCGGAGCAGGCUCUCGAUAUCCUGCAACAGACGAUCAACGAUAUCCUCAUCCAAACUGGCAAGGCUCUCAAGGCUGCUCAGAGCCAGGGACCUCGCAAUGUUGAGCAAGUCCACGCGAAGUCCGUUUUAACAAGAGACCUGGAGAAGCUUAGAGCAGCCAAGGCGUCCUCCAUGUCCCCGGUAGCCAUUAAAAAUGAAACCCCUAAGCCCGUCUUUCAGUCACCUGUCCCUAUUCCCACAAUUCCCAAGGCUGCCAAGGCGCCGACGCCUAAGAUGCAGCAGAAGCAGAUCCAACAGCAACAGCAGCAGAUGAGGAAUGCGGCGGCGCAGAACAUGGCUGCGAGCCGUCCUGUUGCUCCCAUCCCAGACAUGGGCAUCGACAUCCCCGCCCCAAGCCCCGCCCAAUCCGUGACCUCUCCCGUCGUCAUCAAGAAGGAGGCCAAGGCUUCGUCGGCGACGCCCAAGACCAAGGCAUCCACCCUCGCUAAUGGGGGCAAAGGCGAAGCGAAGAGAUCACCGGCCAUCAAAUCGUCCACUCCCAUCCCCAUCCCCGUUAUUCCCACAGCGCAGACUCAAGCUCCAAGUUCGGUUCAGACUCCGGUCCCGGUCCCGCCUGUACCGGCCGCGGCCAUGACGCCAGCCCCUCCUGCUCCAACCGCCCCUCCUGCCCCCAUGUCGGUUAUGGAUACUAGUCAAUUCGGGCUGCCGCCCAGCAUGGCAGGAGGGACAAAUUUUACGGAUAUGGAAUUUACGGUCGCGCAGGGUAGCGACCCCGCGAACCACACGCCAGGGCAUAGCAUGUCGCUGGACAUGGGCGGAAACAUCGACACCAUCGACUUGGACAGUUUCUUCGAUGCCCCCCAUGCCGGGUCCCUCGAACCCCAAGAACCAGCCUCCCCGCUCAACCACGACGACAUUUACGAUCUCGGCAGCGCCACCACGGAAUCCAUGGACCUCGAUUUUGCUCUUGGUCAGGGAGGCGGAAGCACUAGUUACAUUGACGAUCUAUUUUUCGGAUCCGGGGACGGAAGCAUGGGGGACCUGGCGGACUUCAACUAG
Parascedosporium putredinis is the source of this 1074-nucleotide messenger RNA. The record is from the annotation of a GenBank genome assembly. Lineage: Eukaryota; Fungi; Ascomycota; Sordariomycetes; Microascales; Microascaceae.